Geodia barretti is the source of this 561-nucleotide messenger RNA. Lineage: Eukaryota; Metazoa; Porifera; Demospongiae; Tetractinellida; Geodiidae. The record is from the annotation of a GenBank genome assembly.
ACACACACACACACACACAGGUUUCACUGCUGGCAGUCCUGGGGUCCAUUGGUCUCCUAUUUGCCAUCAUGUUCACUCCACACACUCCCGAGAAUGUUACCAAGAGACUCGGUUUCCUCUGUGCCUUUGGUGCAUGCACUGGUGUUAGUCUGGGACCACUUCUUGGUGCAGUUGCUGACAUCCAGCCAAGUAUCAUCCCAACGGCAUUCCUUGGUUCGUGUGCCAUAUUUGGUAGCCUCAGUCUUGCCGCUCUGUAUGCCGAGAGGAGAAGUAUGCUGUUCUUGGGAGGUUUUCUGAUUUCUGGACUCAACAUGUUGGUGAUGAUGCUGUUCUUCAAUAUCUUCCUGGGAUCUUACAUGGUCUUCCAGCUGGAUGUGUACGGUGGUCUCAUUCUGUUCUGUGGGUUCGUUCUCUUUGACACCCAACUGAUUGUGGAGCGAUUCAACAACGGAGACGACGACUACGUCCGUCACUCUCUCGACCUCUUCCUCGACUUCAUCAACAUCUUCCGUCGUCUGCUCGUAAUCCUGGCCUCCAAGGUUUGUUUACUCUUGUGAGACC